Messenger RNA from Spea bombifrons (plains spadefoot toad), 1949 nucleotides. It is a transcript of the gene PAQR6, whose product is annotated as progestin and adipoQ receptor family member 6. NCBI's taxonomy places the organism in Eukaryota, Metazoa, Chordata, Amphibia, Anura, Pelobatidae. Gene Ontology annotation, cellular component: membrane. The coding region runs from base 233 to 1351 and encodes 372 amino acids. Gene Ontology annotation, molecular function: signaling receptor activity. The transcript is spliced from 7 exons. The record is from RefSeq and is a predicted model, not a curated record.
UGAAAAUCCAUCCGGUGAAAGCAGAUCUGCCCCACGCAAGAGGGCGAAGCCGGUGUCCUGUCCUUAAACGCCUACAUCACCCGCGAGGUCCGGGGAGCACAGAGGGACUCAUGAAAGCCGGCACGGCCAGGAUCAGAGCGAAUGCUUUGCUGGAGCAGAGCGUCUCAUCUGGGGGUUUGAAGGAGCAGAAUCAGACCGUCUCGACCCUCGGAGAAACUCAACUAGACUCAAGAUGCUGACGAUCAAACUGCCCCAGCUUCUGAGCGUUCAUCAGAUGCCAAGGGUGUUUUGGGAAGAUGGCAUCCUGUCCGGUUACCGUCACCCCAAGAGCUCGGCCUUGGACUGUCUGCUCAGCUCCUUCCAGAUGACCAAUGAAACUGUGAAUAUCUGGACGCACUUCCUGCCCACAUGGUAUUUCCUUUGGAGGUUCUUGCUGCUCUCCUAUACAUUGGACUUCUUUGGCCAGUCCUAUAACUGGCCUCUACUGGUCUACAUGAUGCUCAUCUGUCUGUAUCCCUUCACAUCCAGCUUUGCUCACACCUUCAGUAGUAUGUCCGCGCAUGCACGCCACAUCUGCUACUUCCUGGACUACGGAGCCCUGAGCCUCUACAGUCUAGGCUGUGCCUUCACCUACGGUGCCUACGUAUUGCCAGAUCGAUGGGUAAACGGUCCCCUGCACCGCGUUUUCGUUCCAGUGGCGGCUUUUAACACGUUUAUUUGCACCGGUCUCUCCUGCUACUCCCGGUACGUGGAGGUCUCUGUCAUGUCCCAGUGCGUCCUGACGAGCCCCCACUCAUACGCUAAAUCUGGGUGUUCUUAUCUUUUUGUGACAUACAGGUUCCUGGAAGUGGAGCGUCCGCAUCUCAGUAAAUUCCUGCGGACCGUGGCGUUUGUCCAUCCCUUUGUGUUCGACAACAUCCCCCUGUUUUUUAGGCUUCUGUUGUGUUUUGGGGACGGCUGCACCUGGAAUGAGGCGGUUCCUCUGCACCUGUAUCAUCUCUUCUUCGCGUUGCUCACCGGCUUUCUUUUUGCGUCCCACCUGCCCGAACGCCUGGCCCCGGGACGAUUUGACUACUUUGGUCACAGCCACCAACUGUUUCACGUCUGUGCUGUGCUGGGCACCCACUUCCAGAUGGAAGCUGUACUAUGUGACCGCUCCAGCCGGGAGGCUUGGCUCACCCUCCAUUCUCAGCCCGACUCCCUCUCCAGCACCCUGGGGGUCGUGGCCACCUCGGUCAUCGGAAACAUAAUUCUAAUCUGUUUCUUCACGGCCACCCUGCUGUGGUCUCCGCGGGCCAACUCCAUAUUACAGAGCCAUGUUCCUGGAGACCCCAAAUGCAAGGAUCAUUGAGAUCUUCACAGCUCUCCCCAGAACCCGGAGGCAAGUGUGUCCGACCUGUACGUAGCUCUGUAUCCACAGCCAUACCUUUCCUGGGACUACCAGCGGUUUGGUCCUCCAUGUAUAGGGAAGCCCUACGGCUACUGGGUACAAGUUCUUCCAUGUUUAUCUCUUCUAGGACGACAGAGCUAAUUAGGUAAAGAUAAUGCAUUCAUUGGCUAACGGAACUGCAAUAAAUUGCUAGCUUUCAAGACUACUAAGGUCUCUUCUUUAGGCCUAUUUACGUAUUAUCUUUAGUCUCAAAGGCUUGCAAUCUAUCGCAAUUCCACAUGCUAAAAGAGAUAUCAUCUUUACCACAUUUGCUCAUUUCUUAUCCACGGCUAACAUUUAUGUACCUCUAGGAGAAGUGAGUAAGGUGUUACAUUCUAGAAAUCUAUUAACCUGUUAUCAUAUAGUUUUAUUGAGUAUAUCUGCCCCCAUCUCCGCUCUUCUGCGGCCAGAUUUAUCAAAUCCAGAGCGAUUCUGGACCCAAAUUGAUAAAGGUUAGGUUUUACAAUUUGAAAAGAUUUAUUCCGGGUUAUAAAGAACGUGGGACCGCUGGGUAUUUGUG